AUGACAAAUUUCCACAACGAAAUCACUACGUUAUCUUCAUCCACAGUAAACAUGGCAAGACAAUUUUAUACAAAAUCAGGUCAAUUGCUCAAGAUUGGCACGGGUUCGGGCACCAAAUGGCAAUGGCUCAAGAAGGGACGUCCAGACGAGGAAAAAGCCCAGCUUCAUAACGAAUUGGUUGACAAUCUCUUGCGUACGAUAAACUGUGGAUACCGUCACUUGGAUACUGCUGAAGUUUAUACCACUCAACCAGAGGUAGCUGCUGCUGUUAAGAAGUCGGGAAUUCCUCGGGAGGAAUUUUGGAUAACUACAAAGUAUUUUCCUGGUGUUUCUCAUCAGGCAGCCCUUACAAAGGGACCAAUUGAAUUCGUCAACAAAGCUUUGAAGGAACUUGAAACCGACUACCUUGAUCUUCUUUUGAUCCACCAUCCCUUCGUGACUCCUGGCUUGAAGGACUACUUGUCUCUUGGAGAUUUGUGGAAAGAGGUAAUUGAGCUCAAGAAACAAGGUUUGGUUCGCGAGAUUGGUGUAUCCAACUUUGCCGUUCCUCACUUGAAAGAAGUGUUUGAAUCUGCUGGAUCCGAAGAAUUCUAUCCUGUCGUGAACCAGAUUGAAUUCCAUCCAUUUUUGCAGAAUCAAUCCAAAGGUAUUGUGGACUUUUGUAAGGAGCACAAUAUCUUGAUUGAAGCUUACGGCCCAUUAUCGCCCUUGUUCAGAGCUGACGAAGAAAACGAGAACGUAGCUACGUUCAAAAAAUUUUUAAGUGAGCUCAGUUCAAAGUAUGACAAAACCGAAGCCCAGAUUCUUCUCCGCUACACCAUCCAGAAGGGACUACUUCCUAUCACUACUUCCUCCAAUGAGGAAAGAAUCAAGCAGAGUCUUGAGGUAUACGGGUUUGAGUUGGACGACUCAGACGUUAACCAAAUUGACGAACUUGGGUCGAAGUUUAAGUUCAGAAAGUUCUUCAAUGAUCAGUACGCCGCGGGCUUUGACUGA
Messenger RNA from Meyerozyma guilliermondii ATCC 6260, 996 nucleotides. RefSeq lists its product as uncharacterized. Gene Ontology annotation, molecular function: oxidoreductase activity, acting on NAD(P)H as acceptor. NCBI's taxonomy places the organism in Eukaryota, Fungi, Ascomycota, Pichiomycetes, Serinales, Debaryomycetaceae. The transcript has a single exon. The record is from RefSeq and is a predicted model, not a curated record. Bases 1 to 996 code for a protein of 331 amino acids.